Messenger RNA from Closterium sp. Yama58-4, 1629 nucleotides. The record is from the annotation of a GenBank genome assembly. NCBI's taxonomy places the organism in Eukaryota, Viridiplantae, Streptophyta, Zygnematophyceae, Desmidiales, Closteriaceae.
AUGAGCGGUGCUGAUACAAGCAAGUCAGAGGUAGUUGCUGACAGUGAUGUAAAGGCAGAGAUGGGCAGGCAGGGAGGGUCUGAGACAGCAAGUGGUGCUAGUGCGGAGGGCACGGAUGUUAUGGACGGGUUGGACGUUGCACUGUCUGAUUUGGGCAUACCUGCCACGAGCUCUGACCCUGAAGCUGUGAGUGCAACCCGCACUCUUUCUUCCCCGGCUGGGGGGGAAAAGGAUUUGGAGCGUAUCGAGGCAGAGGGUGCAGGUGGAGCAGCAGGAGGUGUUGAGGGGUGUGAGGACGAGCUUGGUGAUGCCCCCCUACGACGAUUAGAUCUGGACCCUCGGCGGAGAGAGGUGGGUGUUGAGCGGGACUUGGAGGCUGCUGUUGAGGUGGGCACAGCGGCAUGGGAGGAGGGUGCAGACGCGCCUCUGUCAGCACCACCUGCCUCUGUUGCUCUCGCUGCAGCCCUCCUUGCACCCUCUGCCCCACACCACACCCCUGUGCGCACUGGGCGCAUCUACACGCGCCGCCGCGCCCGCUCUGGCUCUCGCAGCACUGCUGACCGCUGCAACACCUGGGGAUGGGGGGCCGCUGAUGGCACAGCCGCAGCGGGGGAAGCAGGGGCUGGUGGGGAAAAAGGGGACGGGGGAGAAGCAGGGGAGGAGGGACGCAAGGAGGGGGAGGAGGAAGCUGGACAAGGGGAGGGGGAGGAUGGGCAGGGGGAAGGGGAGGAAGGGAACAGCAGCAGCUGUGGGGAAGGUGAGCAGGGCAUGGGGCAAGGGGCAAGCGGUGAAAGGGGGAAAGGGUCAGGAGGGGGGGGAAAGGGAGGAAGGGGAGGAAAGGGAGGGGCAGUGAAGCUUGACGCGGUGAGAGAGAGGCUGAUGGGGCGGGUGGCCAAGGGCAAGCGGCGAGGCAAAGGGGCAGGGGCAGCGGGGGCGUUGGGGCAGCAGCUGGCAGUGCGGGCGGCGAUAGCAGAGCGGGCGGCAGGCAGGCGCAGCAUGGAGUUUGGCGCGGAAGUGAGUGUGGAGGGCACGGGCGUGGGGGGCGGGAGAAGCAGAACCCUGGCGGAGCUGGUUGUUGGGCGGGGGAGGGGGUGUGCGCGGGGGAAAGGUAGGGGGGGGAAGAAGGGUGACGGACGCGGGAAGGGGAAGGGGGAGGGGGAUGGGGAGGGGGAGGUGCGGGUGCUGUGGCUGGCGGAUUCCAGUGUAGCUCCCCGCCCCAUGGAGGAGGGGGAGGUGGAAGAAGAGGGGGAAGAGGGGGGAGAAGGGGAGGAUCAGGAAGGGGCAGAAAGGGCGAAAGGGAUGAAGGGAAGUGGGAUGGAGGGCAGUGGGAGGAAGAGGAAGCGUGUUGACAAUGGGGAGGAGGCAGGGGGAGAGAGUGGAGAGGAGGAAAAGGGAAAGGGGGAUGAAGGGGGGGCGGGUGACGGGCAGACGAAGGCUGGGGGGCAGCAGGAGGGGGGCGAUGGGGACAAAGAAGGAGGUGCGGCAGGCGGGGAGAAUGCGGGGGAGAAAGUAGUGGCUGGAGCAGAGGAGGGGGGGAGUGCGAGCGCAAUUGCAAGCGAGUGGAGGGGGGGGAAGCAGCGGCGGUGGCAGCCGGUGGUGUCGCGGGGGGGAGAUGGCGUGGUGGAGUAA